AUGAAAGUCUACUUGGUUAACCUCGAAAAGCAGCCAGCAUACGUCGGCUACACCGCGAUUGUUAUCUGGUACGGUGUGACCGAGGGCCAACCCAAGUCUUUUGCAACCAAAAAUAAACGAUUCACAGUAGGCAUGUUAAUUCGGCCCAAGACAGACCAGGACAUGUGCAAGAAGCCCACCGAGGGCGGCUACUGGAAGGACUGGGCCGAGACGUUUAAAAUGUUCUGGGACCCCAUCUCCGAGGUCAUGGCCGAGCUAGCCCAGGGCGACGUGUACGGAUACUUCACCGAGGAGCGUGCGGUCGAGCAGAAGGAUCUCAAAAAGUGCCAGGCGGUCUGGUGCAGGGUCGAAAAGUCGAUUCUCGUCCAGUCCCUCAAGGGCAAGCAGGUCACGAGCAUUUCAAAAGUAUGUCGUCUACAAGGCCGAGUCCACCAAGAAGGACGGCUUCAUUAA
Messenger RNA from Metarhizium robertsii ARSEF 23, 453 nucleotides. RefSeq names its product protein kinase domain-containing protein. NCBI's taxonomy places the organism in Eukaryota, Fungi, Ascomycota, Sordariomycetes, Hypocreales, Clavicipitaceae. The transcript has a single exon. Bases 1 to 453 code for a protein of 150 amino acids. The record is from RefSeq and is a predicted model, not a curated record.